GUAUUAGACCAUACUGUUAUCAUAAUAUGGGAAAAUAAAAAUAAAUUUAAGGGGGGUGUUUGUUAAUGUAUCUGAUCAUUUCCUUUUCUCUUACCAACCCAUAUAAAAGUUGGUUUCUUUGCUCAACUUCAUCAUUCAAAUUCAUUCAUACAUACAUAUUUUCAUAACACUUUCACAUUUUUUUCCCUAUACUUUUUUAUAGGGUUCUCAAUCUCACCAUCUUUUCAAUCUAUUUCUGUAAUGUGCUGUGGAUUUGAAGCUAAUUUUCAUCAACAACUCUUCUGGAUUUUGUUUUUCAUUGUUGGGUUUCUCUUCAAUUUGGAUUUUCUUGUUGAUUUUUCAGUUCAAGUUUAUAAUUUUCAAUCAUGCCGACCCUCAUCAAUUACAGUGGGAAAGAUGAAUUGUACAAUGAGAGAUCAUUCUACCCUUCUUGCAAACGUGCGCGAAUCGAUGCCCCAUUUGUACUAUGGGGUCAUGAAUCUGAGCAAGAGAAGAGAUCAUCCAUUAAUGUUCUUCCUGAUGAAUGCCUCUUUGAGAUCUUCAGGCGUUUGCCUGGCCAAGAGAGAAGCAACUGUGCUUGUGUCUCCAAGCAUUGGCUUACUCUUUUGAGCAGCAUCCGCAGGGCUGAAAUGUGUGACAAUGAUACUGUUAUGGUAUCAGAUGACAAAGAAGUGGAUGGCUGUCUUACGAGGUCUGUGGAAGGGAAGAAAGCUACUGAUGUGAGACUUGCUGCUAUAGCAGUUGGAACCGCUGCUCGAGGUGGACUAGGGAAGCUUUCUAUUCGAGGAAGCAACUCUAGUCACGGUGUGACAAAUUUCGGUCUCUCAGCUAUAGCUCGUGGUUGUCCGUCUCUCAAAUCUCUCUCUGUAUGGAAUGUUUCUUCUAUUGGCGAUGAAGGUCUCUUUGAGAUAGCAAAUGAAUGUCACGUGUUGGAGAAGCUUGACCUAUGCCAAUGUCCAUCUAUCACCAACAAGGGUUUAAUUGCGAUUGCUGAAAAUUGCCCGAAUUUGACUACUUUGUCAAUUGAAUCAUGCGCCAACAUAGGCAAUGACAGCAUCCAAGCAAUUGCUCAGGGCUGCACUAAACUAGAAUCGAUUUCCAUCAAGGAUUGCCCUUUAGUUGGAGACCAAGGGCUUGCAAGUUUAUUAUCAUCAUCGUCUUCAGUUUUGGCCAAAGUGAAGCUCCAGAGCUUAAACAUCUCAGAUUUCUCUCUUGCUGUCAUUGGCCACUAUGGGAAAUCUCUCACUAGCCUCACCUUGAUCAACCUCAGGAACGUGAGUGAGAAAGGGUUUUGGGUUAUGGGUAAUGCCCAAGGUUUGAAGUCUCUGGCAUCCUUGUCAAUUUCUUCAUGUUUGGGAGUCACAGAUUUGAGUCUUGAAGCUAUUGCCAAGGGCUGCUCUACCCUGAAACAAAUUUCCCUCCGCAAUUGCUGCUUCAUGUCAAACAAUGGAUUAUUGGCACUGUCAAAGUCAGCGGAAUCUCUUGAGAACAUGCAUUUAGAGGAUUGCAACAGAAUUACCCUACCUGGGGUAAUUUCCGCCCUCUCUAAUUGCAGCUCAAAGUUCAGAUCUCUUUCCCUUGUUAAAUGCAUGGGUCUGAGGGACAUGGCCUUUCAAGAUGUGGUCCUAAACCCUUGCAUAUCCCUUCGAUGUCUUUCAAUCAAAAACUGCCCCGCCUUUGGUAGUGCUAGCUUGGCUAUUUUGGGUAAGAUGUGUCCCAACCUAAGGCAGGUAGACUUGAGUGGCCUCUAUGGGAUGACAGACGAGGGUAUUCACUCUCUCCUUGAGAGCUCUUUGGCGGGGCUUGUUAAGUUGAACCUUAACGGCUGCAUAAACCUGUCCGAUGAAUGUGUUACUGCUGUUGCUAGACUCCAUGGCGAGACCAUCAAAGUGCUGAAUCUUGAUGGGUGCAGGAAGAUUACUGAUGUGAGCUUAUCUACCAUUGCUAGUAGCUGCCCGUUGCUUAGCGAUCUUGAUGUCUCAAACUCUGCAGUAACUGAUUCAGGCAUCGCUGCUUUAUCUUGCUCAGAGCAACUAAACCUGCAGAUCCUUUCCAUAUCAGGCUGUUCUAAGAUAUCCAACAAGAGCUUACCAUACCUUAUUCAGUUAGGAAAAAGCCUGGUUGGUCUGAACCUUCAGUAUUGCAGUUCACUUAGCAGUAGCAGUGUUGAUAUGCUGAUGGGAAAUCUAUGGAGAUGUGAUAUUCUCUGCUGAAUAUCAUCACACAUCAUUCUGCACCGCCAUCUUUAGUUUUUCUGCUCACUAGAAGUUGCUCAGGAAUUUUUACAGCUCAGGUUCGAUUGUUUUCCGGGUAGAUCAUUGGAGAAAACCACACUACCAUCUUUUUGCAGGCUUCAGAACCCUGUUCAGAUUUUUGUCUCCUACGUAUAGGAAGGCCCUAGCUACACACCGUUGAUCCCCCUUUUGAUUGUACAAUCGCCUGAUCGUGUUUUACGAGCUUCUACAUUGUGGGUAAAGUCGAGUUUUCAAGCUGCUCGGACGGGUUAUCGAGAUUUUCCCUCUGCACCACAGCCUUUUGCAACACAAGUCUGUUCCACAGAGUCUUUGUUCAUAUGUUUGGAGUCUUUGGCUUCCGCUUUUUUCUACUAGUUCAGUUAGAAACUACAUCUAGUUUAUAGUUGCUUUAGACAGUUUUAUGUGAUGAUAGGAAGUAUGUUGGAGUCAUGGGCUUUGGCAAUGGCAAUGAGUGUAAAAGCUCAUUUUGCCAUUGACAACCUUUUCUAGGUUGUUUUUUUGGUACUCUCCAAGGUUCUAGUUUUUUUUUUCUGGCUCUUCCUAUUUGCUGAAUCUGUACUUGGCAACUGUAUUCUUAGUGUUAAAAGUAUAUUGUUUUGUUAAAAAAAAAAAACUAAAAAAUAGAAAAAAAAAAAUUGGAGCUUUUUUGCUUCAUUGCUGCU
Molecule: messenger RNA, 2917 nt
Organism: Beta vulgaris subsp. vulgaris (sugar beet)
Lineage: Eukaryota; Viridiplantae; Streptophyta; Magnoliopsida; Caryophyllales; Amaranthaceae
Product: EIN3-binding F-box protein 2
Exons: 2
Coding region: 366-2213 (615 amino acids)
Biological process (GO): SCF-dependent proteasomal ubiquitin-dependent protein catabolic process
Cellular component (GO): SCF ubiquitin ligase complex
Molecular function (GO): protein binding
Source: RefSeq, a predicted model, not a curated record